Molecule: messenger RNA, 1131 nt
Organism: Blumeria graminis f. sp. triticale
Lineage: Eukaryota; Fungi; Ascomycota; Leotiomycetes; Helotiales; Erysiphaceae
Source: the annotation of a GenBank genome assembly
AUGGGUAACAAUGACUCACCACGUCCUUCUUCGAUCUCUUUGGUUGAUACCCCAGAUGGACCUUACAUUUACGGUACAGGGGCGCCUUUUGAUUUCUUUACCUUUGAUCCAGUAAAUGCCCCCGCUGUUGUAACGACAAAUCUAGGUGCUUGGCCCAAGCGCUAUUGGCCGGAGUAUCUCGAAGAUCUACCAGCACCCAUUGAAUAUCAAAAUAUGGAACUAAUGGCAAUUAAGCUUGCCAUAUAUUUUGUAACCCAGAAUGACCCCACUAUUGUGAGUGGCAUACCACGACCGAUGUCACCAUAUGACCUCUACAUAGGGUUUGAUGCGGUUCACAUCUAUCAAUAUGGACUGGAUUUCUGUUAUAAGGUCUUGUGUCACAUCAGUCGACUUGGAAAAAAGAUCAAAAGGCUAGUUUUGCAAGAGAAAGAUACCAACACACCUAACUGGGCAAUAAAACGUAACAGCUACUUUGCUCAGCAAUCAAGGGUUGAUGAUAAUGUCGAUGAGUUUGUGAGGACAAAUGGAGCUCAUGAAGCAUUAAGGAGGAUUUUAGCAGCUGAUUGUAAUCUUUUAAGCCAGCUGGUUAAAUAUUAUCGAGAAUUCCACCUUGAUGGCACAACAGUCUCCUCUGAAACUCAACUUUUCGAGGAUGUCGUCCAAUCUUAUACUAAUUCAGAAGACAACGGAAGACUAGACCUAGAGCAGAACGAAGAUGAUGAGAUAUCGCUCCAAUCAUAUGAUAACGAAACCAGCUCAUUUGGAUACUCAAUGGAUGAAACGUACAGUCUAGAUCUAAUUAUGCCUUAUACUAGAAAUUUUAGAUCGAAAAUUCCAGUCUUGGUCUGUCGAAGGAAGGUAAUUCCCGGGCUCAAUAAUACCUGUGGGAAUGCUCAAUCUUCAAACGCGGAUGUAGGCAAAUAUAACAUGAAAGCCUUACCAUCUAAAAUUCCUGGGCCAAUCAAAUUAUCAUCGAAAUCACGGAUGCAAAAGCCAUCACGGAUGCCAUCACGAAUGCCAUUCAACAGCCGUGAUAAUAGAUUUGUAUACAUUGCGCGUUUAAGAUCAGUCGAUCUUAUGUCAGGUAAAUCAAAGAUACCGAUAUUAUCAUCGAGAUACCUUUCGACUUAA